This is a messenger RNA of Malaclemys terrapin pileata, 4403 nucleotides long. RefSeq names its product solute carrier family 25 member 25 (gene SLC25A25). NCBI's taxonomy places the organism in Eukaryota, Metazoa, Chordata, Testudines, Emydidae. The transcript is spliced from 10 exons. The record is from RefSeq and is a predicted model, not a curated record. Gene Ontology annotation, cellular component: mitochondrial inner membrane. Gene Ontology annotation, molecular function: ATP transmembrane transporter activity; calcium ion binding. Gene Ontology annotation, biological process: transmembrane transport. The coding region runs from base 583 to 2058 and encodes 491 amino acids.
CGUCUGGUUGCGCACACUUCUAUUGGGCUAAGAUUGCUGGUUUGAAUAAUGAACAUGUUAGUGUCGGGAGAGGUGAUUGGCUGGGCACUGCUGCAGUGAGAAUGCAGGCUGGAUACUCGGGGUUUCGGCUCACUUGAUGUGCAUUAGAUGAGCCAGGGAGAGCCUAGAUUAAUUGGUAGCUUUGAGCAGCUUCCCAGAGUGAAAGGGUCCAUUUUAGCUUUCCUAUUAAGCUCAGCAUCUUGGCUUCUCUGUCCAGACUUCCUCUAAAGCUCAGUGUCUCGGGUUCUCCAUGCCAGAGCGCUGGAGCUUUGUCUGUUGCCACCAGCUCUGAGGCUGUUGUACAGUGAGCUGCUUCUCAGGCCAGGCACGACAGCAGUAGCAGCAAUUUCAAAAGGCAGGAAUCCGCUGCAGGAAUAGUCUGUAAAGCAACUGGACCUCUGGAGUUGCUGGCUUGAAUCUCUUUCUGGCUGCUGUGCGGAACGGAUUCCUAGUUUGGAGGGCUUGGUACUGCAGUCACAUCCUUGGCAGCAGGCAGCCACUGAUUGCAGGGUUUCCUUGACUGGGACUUUCACUGGAGUAGCCAUGCUGCAGACCCUCUGGCGUUUUCUGUCCAGCCUCUUUACCAGGGCCAUAUGCCAAGGUCCUGCAGAAGGAAAAGAGAAUGGGGCCAGAGAGACGACCCCAAUUCCAGACCCAGGGGACCAGGGGCCAAACCUGUUGGGGAAGCCACAGGACAGAGGGGCUGAUCCCACUGGAAGGAGACCAACUAUCUUACUGGUGGUUGGACCUGCAGAGCAUUUUCCAAAGAAAAUUGUGAAAGCUGGAGACAAGGACCUGGAUGGGCAGCUGGACUUUGAGGAGUUUGUUCACUAUCUCCAAGAUCAUGAGAAAAAACUGAGGCUGGUCUUCAAGAGCUUGGAUAAAAAGAAUGAUGGCCGUAUCGAUGCCCAGGAGAUCAUGCAAUCCCUCCGGGACCUGGGAGUCAAGAUCUCUGAACAGCAGGCUGAGAAGAUCCUCAAGAGCAUGGAUAAAAAUGGAACUAUGACAAUUGACUGGAACGAGUGGCGAGACUAUCACCUGCUGCACCCAGUGGAGAACAUUCCUGAGAUCAUCCUGUACUGGAAGCACUCAACGAUCUUUGAUGUGGGAGAGAAUCUGACAGUCCCUGAUGAGUUCACAGUGGAAGAGAGGCAGACGGGCAUGUGGUGGAGACAUCUGGUCGCGGGUGGAGGUGCAGGUGCAGUUUCCAGAACCUGCACAGCUCCACUGGACCGGCUGAAAGUGCUCAUGCAGGUCCAUGCUUCCCGCAGUAACAACAUGUGCAUCGUUGGUGGCUUUACCCAUAUGAUCCGAGAGGGCGGGCCCAAGUCGCUGUGGCGGGGGAAUGGCAUCAACGUCCUGAAGAUUGCGCCAGAGUCUGCCAUCAAAUUCAUGGCUUAUGAACAGAUCAAACGGUUCAUUGGCACUGACCAGGAAAUGCUGGGAAUUCAUGAGCGGCUAGUGGCUGGUUCUCUGGCAGGGGUCAUUGCUCAGAGCAGCAUCUACCCAAUGGAGGUUCUGAAGACCCGAAUGGCCUUGCGGAAGACAGGACAGUAUUCAGGCAUGCUGGACUGCGCCAAGAACAUCCUCUCCAAGGAAGGAAUGGCUGCCUUCUACAAAGGCUACAUCCCCAACAUGCUAGGAAUCAUUCCAUACGCUGGUAUUGACCUGGCAGUCUAUGAGACAUUAAAAAAUACCUGGUUACAACGCUAUGCUGUGAACAGUGCUGACCCCGGAGUGUUUGUUCUCCUGGCUUGUGGCACCAUCUCCAGCACCUGUGGGCAGCUGGCCAGUUAUCCCCUGGCUCUUGUGAGAACACGCAUGCAGGCUCAAGCUUCAGUGGAGGGAGCUCCAGAGGUGACAAUGAGGGGACUCUUCAAACACAUUCUAAAGACAGAAGGAGCAUUUGGCCUCUAUCGGGGUCUGGCCCCAAACUUCAUGAAAGUGAUCCCAGCCGUAAGCAUCAGCUACGUGGUUUAUGAGAACUUGAAGAUGACCCUGGGGGUGCAGUCACGGUGACCAGGAGACACCAAGGAUUCUGAACUCUGAAAUCUUGGGCUGUAAUCCUGGGGUGUAUAGCCAUCUCUCAUUCUGUGAAUGUGUCGACACUAAGCUGACUAAGCAAAGCUGUGAGAAUCCAGUUGGGUGUGAGUCAGGAUGUGGAGGAUUUGGUGUCCUUUGCCAUCUUGCUACUCAAGAGCUCUGCUUAAACCAUCAAGUGGUCCUUCAAGCAUACAGGAGACCAAUUGGGAGACCAGGGGAUCAACUCCUGGUUGUGUCUCAAGCUGCAAGUUUGAGGCCAGUUUCCAGUAGCCUAGUAGAGCGGGGAUCUUGCAUGUAGAAACAGAGCUGCUGGCCUGGAGAUAUGUAGCAACUUUUGAAAUGCUGAAGGAGCUUUUUUCCAUUCAGUUUAACCUCCUACCUGUUUAAAAUUGUACAAACUUUGUGUUGGUGCUGCCACCACAGACUUAUUUAUUAUGUUUACAUGUAUUUCUUUCGGUAGGAGACAUUCAUGUUCUGCUUCCGAGACUCUGACACGAAAUGAAACUUUAAACUGGACCAGUUUUGGGGGCUGGUGAGCAGUGGUUCUUCCACUCAGGCUGAAGGUUACUUAGGCCAGCCUGGUGGAGAAUUAGGAUUAUUUAUUUUUAUAGGUCAGAGCAAGUCUCUCUCAUAAACCUGCUAACAAGAUGCACUUACUAACAGAAGCAGCAGACUAAAGCCUGCAUACCUGCAUUGCUGCAUGCUAGAUGGGUUUGUCAUUCAUGCCCAGCAGAGGUUUGGAAAGGGGAAGGCUAGAGAGCCCUGAAUGGACUGUUGCCUCGAUGCAUGGCUUCACUGAAUAACUGACCGUACUCUGCUACUCUUGUCCAUCUCUGUAGCUGGGCUCCUGGCACAGCAUGGGAGAAGGCUCUGCAGCCUGCUUGGUACUCUGAACAAGGUUCUGCUCGGUGCCAAGGGGGGACGACUGACCCUUUCCAAACCCUGCAGCUAAGCUACUAUUUAUCCCUCUUUAGAUCUCUUUGUAGACUUGGAGUUAGGGUUUGCAUUUGAGGGAUAAGGAAUCCCCAGGCUAGGAGUAAUGUUGUGGGAAGGGAUGUUAGCUGACAUUGGGAGGAAGUCGGGUUCGUCAGGGGUUUGAAGAUGACUGCUUGUGUUUUCUCCCAGAGGGUGCUUUUCAUAGGGGGAAGGGAAGGGAAUGGCUUUAAAAUUUCUCUGACUGUAUUAUGGGCUACUUCAGUCUAUAGGAUCAGGCUUCUGGGGCCCAGGAGAUCCUCCUCCAACUUUUGAUUUGGGGCAAAAUGGACCAGUGUCACAUUCCACUCAUGUCAUACUGCUUAAAUCAUAUUUAUUUUGUAUUUAUUUGAACAGUUAUGUAAACUAUUUUUAUAGACUUGUUUAAAUAUUGUUACUGUCCUUGUAUUUCUCCUAUUUAAAGUUCUGUAUUAUUUUCUUACCCAUUUGCACCUUUACCAUCUCACAGCUCAGCAGCAGGGGAAGACACUGAGGUCACUAGUGUUCUCUUCCCCUAAAGCUUGAGCUGCUCUUUCUAUAUCUGGGCUGGUUAUUGGAGGGCCUCAGUCAGUCAAGAGAAAUUCUCUGUAGCAAUAAGCCAUAGAAGGGAGGGGAACUGAUUAGCUAGGAAACAGUCCACUGGGACAAGGGACGCGGAAUGGUGCAUUUUGAGGCUUGCCUUGCUCUGGAAUCGCCUCGCAUGUGUGUGUGACAGGAUUUCCUGUGGAUGGCUCAAGCUGGGGAAAUGGAAGGUCUGUGUAUGUUGAUGUCUCAACGGCUAAUUGAGAGAGGGUCGAUUUGGAAUUUUUGUGGUAAAAAAUCUCAGGGAUUUAAAAAUAAGACAAAAGUUGACAGUUUCCAGAAAUGUGGAAGGAAACUUGCACUUGGACACAAGCUGCUGCAGUUCUGUUUGAAGGGGAGUGGGCAGACCUGCUGCUGAGUCCCAGUGCUCCUCACACACACGUGCACUACGGAGAAGUUUUGUGGGAACGGGAAGGGCUUCGUUAGGCACUCCUGGCAGCUGCUCCGGGUGUGACAGACUUUAGCAGUAUGGAGAACCUUCAGUCUUUAGGUACUCUCCUUGCUGUCUGUUCUUGCCAGAUGGAAAUCUAACUUUGUACCUGGAUUAGUGAUAUGAUUUUUUUUUCACCUCCCCUUUUGAGACCAACUGUUAAUUCUGCAGUGGCUCCUUCCUACCAGUGUGGCCUAAUGGGAAUAUUCCGAAUACAAAAAUCAAUGCAAAAUGUGACUGUCUUUGUAGCUGUAACUGGAAGUUGUCAGAACACAAAUCUAACCAAUGAGAUUCCUCAUGGAGGGAACAGUCUGCUAAUAAAGGUCUAUCAAAGCUA